This is a messenger RNA of Rhagoletis zephyria (snowberry fruit fly), 1077 nucleotides long. The record is from RefSeq and is a predicted model, not a curated record. Lineage: Eukaryota; Metazoa; Arthropoda; Insecta; Diptera; Tephritidae.
GCAAUGCCCUGGUUUGGAAUGGACAUUGGCGGCACUCUGGUGAAGCUCGUAUACUUUGAACCGACUGAUAUUCCUCCAAACUCUUCAUCGGAUGAAUCGGAAGUUCUAUAUCAAAUUCGGCACUAUUUGAAGCGAAGUUCCAGCUACGGCAGGACGGGUAUAAGAGAUAUUCAUCUGCAAAUGGACAACUGCUGUAUAAAUGGACGCGUCGGGACUUUGCACUUUAUACGAUUUCCCACAUCAGAAAUGCCAGUAUUCAUCAAUUUGGCCAAGUCAAAGGGAAUUGCCUCACUGUCGAGCACAGUUUGUGCCACUGGCGGUGGUGCCUUCAAAUUUGAAAAGGAUUUCCAGCGAGAAGUGGACUUGCAGUUGCACAAGUUUGACGAACUUGACUCUCUGAUUCACGGCAUUCACUACAUUGAAGCUUACAAUACACAUGAAUGCUACUACUUUCGCCACGCUCGUGACCCUGAACUGGCGGAGAAAACGGCAUUUGACUUUUCCCAGCCAUAUCCCUUUCUGGUGGUCAACAUUGGCUCGGGAGUGAGUGUUCUUGCUGUCUACUCCCCUGACUCUUACAAGCGAAUUAGCGGAUCCAGUCUUGGGGGUGGCACCUUUCUUGGCCUUUGCUCGCUGCUAACUGGUUGUGAAACUUUUGAAGAGGCAAUUGAGCUGGCCGCCGCUGGCGACUCUACCAAGGUGGACAAAUCAGUCCGCGAAAUCUACGGCGGCGACUACUCUAAAUUCAGUCUCAGUGGAGACAUUGUGGCGUCCAGCUUUGGCAACAUGUCCUGCAGUGAGAAGAGGGCACAGGCGAGCAAGGCAGACCUUGCCAAGGCCACCUUGGUCACCAUCACCAACAACAUUGGCUCCAUUGCGAAGAUGUGCGCCAUGGCAGAGGGCGUCGAGCGAGUGGUCUUUGUGGGCAACUUUCUCCGUGUCAAUGAAAUCUCCCUCAAGUUGCUCGCCUAUGCAAUGGACUUUUGGUCAGACGGCGCCCUCAAGGCGCUCUUUCUCGAGCACGAGGGCUACUUUGGCGCCGUUGGCUGCCUGCUGGAGAUGAUGAAGACUAGCUGA